Molecule: messenger RNA, 2868 nt
Organism: Cajanus cajan (pigeon pea)
Lineage: Eukaryota; Viridiplantae; Streptophyta; Magnoliopsida; Fabales; Fabaceae
Product: G-type lectin S-receptor-like serine/threonine-protein kinase SD2-5
Biological process (GO): protein phosphorylation
Molecular function (GO): ATP binding; protein serine/threonine kinase activity
Source: RefSeq, a predicted model, not a curated record
UGGCUUCAUAUUCUCUAUCUUCUUCUUUCUCCUUGCACUACAUAGCCUUAAUAAAACAUUCCAAAGAAAGUAACAUCUUCAAAGUUCUUCUCUUUAUUUCUUAUUCUUUUAUGGGGUGCUUCUUGUUGCUGGUCUUGUACUCAUGCAGUUAGAUUUCUGAGUAGAUGAAUUCUAUUUUACAACACCAGGAGUUUUCUUCCUUGUACGUUUGAUUUCCGUUUGCUGUUUAGUGUGAAAAUGGGAAAACAUUGGUCUUUCUUCCAUGUUAUGGGUACCCUUUUCGUUUUGUCCAAAGUGUGUUUAGCUGGGACUCAAUACACUGGAAGGGUCUCACCCGUGUUGAAGGGUUCUCAAAUGAAUUGGAUUGACAGAGAUGGCAUGUUCCUCUUGUCGAAUGAGGGACAAUUUGCCUUCGGAUUUGUCACCGUAAGUAAUGACAGCACCAAGUUUGUACUUGCAAUCACCCACGUGGCUACUUCCAGGGUGGUUUGGACUGCUAAUAGAGCAGUUCGUGUUUCUAAUUCCGACAAUUUUGUGUUUGAUGAAAAGGGCAACGCUUUCUUACAGAAAGAUGGAACCGUGAUAUGGUCCACAAACACUAGUAGCAAAGGGGUUUCUUCAAUGGAAUUGAGGGACACUGGGAAUUUGGUUUUGCUUGGAAGUGAUAAUAGUACCAUAAUUUGGCAGAGUUUCACCCAUCCAACGAAUACUUUGUUGCCAAAUCAGGAGUUCACAGAGGGAAUGAAACUCAUCAGCGAUCCAAGCUCAAACAACUUGACCCAUGUUCUUGAGAUCAAGUCUGGUGAUGUUGUUCUCACCGCAGGUUUUCAAACUCCGCAGCCUUAUUGGACUAUGCAAAAGGACAACCGCAAAGUCAUCAAUAAGAUUAACGGUGAUGCGGUGGCUUCAGCAAACAUUAGUGAAAACUCAUGGAGGUUCUAUGACAAAAGCAAAUCGAUGUUGUGGCAAUUCAUUAUCUCUUCAGAUUCAGGCACUAAUGAUACUUGGAUUGCUGUCUUGGGGAGUGAUGGCUUCAUCACUUUCUCGAACCUCAACGGUGGAGUGUCAAAUGCUGCUGCUGCUCCAACAAUACCUCAAGAUCCUUGUGAUACACCAGAACCUUGUGAUGCAUACACCAUAUGCUCAGAUAACCAAAGAUGUAGCUGCCCUUCUGCUGUUCCUAGUUGCAAACCUGGUUUUGAUUCUCCUUGUGGUGCUGGCUCAGAAAAGUCCAUUCAGCUGGUUAAAGCUGAUGAUGGACUUGAUUACUUUGCACUUCAAUUCCUUCAACCUUUUUCCAAAACUGAUUUGGAUGGUUGCCAAAAAUCUUGCCGUGGAAACUGCUCAUGCCUUGCUUUGUUCUUCCACAGAAGUUCAGGGAACUGUUUCCUGUUGGACAGUGUAGGAAGCUUUAAGAAACCUGAUUCUGAUUCUGGUUAUGUUUCUUACAUCAAGGUAUCGAGAGAUGGAGGCACUGGCGAGGGUUCUGGGGGCAGUGGAGGUGGCAAUAAGCACACCAUAGUUGUUGUGGUCAUUGUCUUAUCAACCUUGCUAGUCAUUUGUGGUAUAGUCUUUGUGGGAGUUAGAUACCACAGGAGAAAGCAAAGGUUGCCCGAGUCUCCUAGACAGGAUUCAGAAGAGGACAAUUUCUUGGAGAAUUUAACUGGUAUGCCAAUUCGGUACAGCUACAAGGACCUUCAAUCUGCCACUAAUAACUUCUCUGUGAAGCUUGGACAAGGGGGGUUUGGAUCAGUUUAUAAAGGAGUUCUACCUGAUGGGACUCAAUUAGCAGUGAAGCAGUUGGAAAGUAUCGGACAAGGGAAGAAAGAGUUCAGGGCUGAAGUUAGCAUCAUUGGAAGCAUUCAUCACCUCCAUUUGGUUAGGCUCAAGGGAUUCUGUUCUGAUGGAACUCAUAGGCUUCUUGCUUAUGAGUACAUGCCUAAUGGCUCCUUGGAUAAAUGGAUAUUCAAGAAAAACCAAGGUGAGUUUCUGUUGGAUUGGGAUACUAGGUUCAACAUAGCUUUAGGAACAGCUAAAGGACUUGCUUAUCUGCAUGAAGAUUGUGACUCUAAGAUUGUUCAUUGUGACAUCAAGCCCGAAAAUGUGCUCCUGGAUGAUCACUUCAUGGCCAAGGUUUCGGAUUUCGGGCUGGCUAAGCUCAUGAAUCGAGAACAGAGCCACGUUUUCACAACACUCAGAGGCACCAGAGGCUAUCUUGCUCCGGAGUGGAUAACGAACUAUGCUAUAUCAGAGAAAAGUGAUGUCUACAGCUAUGGGAUGGUGCUGCUUGAGAUCAUUGGGGGAAGGAAAAACUAUGAUCCUGGUGAGACUUCAGAGAAAUCUCAUUUCCCAACUUAUGCUUUUAAGAUGAUGGAAGAAGGGAAGCUGAGGGAUAUUUUUGACUCGGAGUUGAGAAUUGAUGAGAAUGAUGAUAGGCUUCAAUGUGCUAUAAAAGUUGCAUUGUGGUGCAUACAAGAAGACAUGUCAAUGAGGCCUUCUAUGACAAGAGUUGUGCAAAUGUUGGAGGGUCUUUGUACUGUUCCUAAGCCACCAACCAGUUCUUCCUUGGGUUCUCGCCUUUACUCCAAUGUGUUCUUCAAAUCUUCCAGUGAAGGAGGCACCUCUUCUGGCCCAUCUGAUUGUAACAGUGAUGCUUAUCUCUCUGCGGUUCGUCUUUCAGGGCCAAGAUAACAAUAGCUGUUUCUUGCUAUUUUUUUGGGUGUUGUAUUGUUGAGUAAAUAAGUAUGUAAUGUAGCAGAGUCUUCAGGUUUAGCUACUCUUGAUUGUGUGAGGUUUUCAUGCUUCCCGCUCUUGUACAUUUUGUUCAAGUUCCUCAAAUUUUGUAAUAUAAAAAGCUACUCAUAAUCA